Molecule: messenger RNA, 573 nt
Organism: Lentinula edodes (shiitake mushroom)
Lineage: Eukaryota; Fungi; Basidiomycota; Agaricomycetes; Agaricales; Omphalotaceae
Exons: 5
Coding region: 1-573 (190 amino acids)
Source: RefSeq, a predicted model, not a curated record
AUGGCAGAUUCUCCACCACCACCCUAUAGCUACACCCCGAAACCCCACGUCGCCGCAAAGCUUUCGCGUGCAAUUCUACUCAGUGUUAUUUUUAUUCUGGUCUACAAUUUCGUCGUUUUCUGCCGUCAAUUACUUGUGCUCGGAUCACUAGCAAUUAUGUGCUCAGUUGCUUCAGAGCUUAUCGAAGCCCAGUUCGAUUGUGUUCACAGCGAAGCAGGCCUGAAUUGUGGGCCUCGGUUCAGCCAAGUGUACCAAAGCGGUUUACAGUUGAACUCCAUUGAAAAGCCUUUGUUCUACUUCAACUGGUUGCCAGAUGUCCGGGAUGGAGUGGCCUUGAUAAUCACCUAUUUGCGGAGCAGCGCUGUAAACUUUUGGUCACGGACGCAAGAUCUAAAGGUUAGCAAGCACUCACGAAGUUUUCCUAACACAUAUCCCAAGGCCUGUUUUAUGCAGCUUUUCGAGAAGAUCAACGCGAUUGUGGAGAUGGCCGAGGAUUUGAACGUUGUAGAUCGUUGUCGUCAAAAUUCCGAUCCUGAGGGACGUCGUCUCCAUACCAAGCCUGGAGGCAUUUGA